Molecule: messenger RNA, 1404 nt
Organism: Venturia canescens
Lineage: Eukaryota; Metazoa; Arthropoda; Insecta; Hymenoptera; Ichneumonidae
Gene: Cda9
Product: Chitin deacetylase-like 9
Exons: 5
Coding region: 101-1249 (382 amino acids)
Biological process (GO): carbohydrate metabolic process
Source: RefSeq, a predicted model, not a curated record
UCGUAUGUGACGAGUCAGAGGCAUCGGAACCUCGACGAUUAUUCGUACGUGCAAAGAAUUAUUUAUUCUUCAAUAUUUUUUUGACUUACUGGCUUGCAAAAUGACUUUGCACGGAACCACUGUGCUGCUCGGUAUCAGCCUCCUGCUAGGAGUUACAAACAGCUUGAAAUUGGCCGAGCCAUGCAUUCCGGAUAAGUGUAAACUUCCUUCAUGCAAGUGCAGCACUACGGAGAGCGAAAGUUCAAUACCAACGGCGAAAAUUCCCCAGAUCAUCAUGUCUUCUUUCGACGAUGGAGUCAACCCCAUCACUUAUGGUAAAUUCAACGAAUCGCUUUUCGGUCGGAAAAAUCCUGACGGAUGUCCAAUAGGAGUGACGCAUUUUCUGUCCCACGAAUACACCGAUUAUUCAAAAGUUCUCGAUCUCUGGUUGAGAGGCCACGAGAUUGCAUUACAUUCGGUGACCCACAACGCCAAUAUCCCGAAUUACUGGCGCGAUAUGAAUCUAACGGUGUUCAAAAAGGAGUUCGGUGAUAUGAGAACCAUGGCCAACAACUUCGGUCUCAUUCCCAUGAGCGAAAUGCGAGGCGUCAGAAUCCCGUUUCUGCAGCCAUCCGGAGACGUAAGCUUUCAAGGACUCGAAGAACUCGGCCUCUCGUACGACAGCACACUACCAACACGUGCUUACGUUGAUCCACCGAUGUGGCCUUACACAUUGGAGUACGCCACUCAUCAAGACUGUCAGAUAGAGCCCUGCCCAACAGCGAGCUUUCCAGGGGUCUGGGAAGUGCCGAUGGUCAUGUGGUUCGAUCAGCAAGGCGUCGGUUGCAGCAUGGUCGACUCGUGUGUCAAUAUACCAACGGACGCUCCCUCUAUAACAAACUGGAUAAUCGAGCAGUUCAAUCGUCAUUAUAAAACCAAUCGUGCACCAUUCCCUAUCUUCAUGCAUGCAGCUUGGUUUCUUCGGAAUCCUGAAAACUUCAAAGCUUACGUCAACUUUGUCGAAUACGCACAAUCUUUGCCGGACGUUUAUUUCGUGACGGUGAACAAGACGAUAGAGUGGAUAAAAAACCCAAAGUCACUGGACAAUAAAAAACCGUUUGGCGAAUGCACAGUAAACAAAGCGCCGGGAACAUGCAAGCCACUCGGUUGCUCUUUACCGACGAGUACUGGCGACGUUAGAUGGUUCGUCUCAUGUGCCAAAGUUUGCCCCAGAAAUUAUCCAUGGCUUGGUAAUCCGCUGGGCGAAUGAUGAUCACGCUAUAAACCAACGGAAAUAGAUCAAAAACACCGAAACUGUAUACGAACAGAGAACACAUUUUACAUUGAAACAUCUGUGUAAAUAAAUUUAUUUAAAAUGAAUCAAAAUAUUAAGAUGAAAUAAAAAAAAUAAUAAUUUGUGCGAAA